AUGGCUAAACGUAUUCAAAAACCUACUAUUACUGUUUCUACUGAUAUUGAUGGAAAUCAAGAGACUAAUAUUACAAAUGAUGAAAAUAAUAUGACAAUCGAAGAAACAUAUCAUGGUAAAGGUAGGUAUGAAUAAAACAUAGAUCGAGACGUCAUUUAUUAUGAUUGACAAUUAUAUGAGAAUAGAUCGAGGUUAACUGAUUUUUAAUAAACUUUGAUUGAAAGUCUAUUUAUGAAACAAAAUAGAAUUUUCAUUGAAUAGAACAAUUAGCAUUAAAUAAAAAAACGAGCUACUGUUAUUAUUCUUACAUUAGAUAUGUUAUGAAUGGUACGAUGUAAAAAAAAAAAAAACAAAGAUCUACAAAUUCUUUUACAUUUAUUUUUCUGCUUGAUUCUCUUCUUCAAUCUUAUGCAUAAUUUUAGUCUCUUUUUUUUUGUCUUUUAUGCUAAUCGAUUACAUUCUUUGAUAGAGUUAUUUUGUCUUUUUUCUUUCUUGAUCACGUAACUUGAACAGAUUUUGACCUUUUCUCAUCCUAUUGACCAGAGACUCUACUAUUUAGCAUUAUACACAUCUGUUCAUUGUUCAUCAUUAAUAUGACCAUUCAUUCUUUCUUCAAUCUAUAUACACAUGAGAAAAAAAA
Molecule: messenger RNA, 640 nt
Organism: Rotaria sp. Silwood1
Lineage: Eukaryota; Metazoa; Rotifera; Eurotatoria; Philodinida; Philodinidae
Source: the annotation of a GenBank genome assembly